This is a messenger RNA of Linum tenue, 285 nucleotides long. NCBI's taxonomy places the organism in Eukaryota, Viridiplantae, Streptophyta, Magnoliopsida, Malpighiales, Linaceae. The record is from the annotation of a GenBank genome assembly.
CGGUAGGGUUUCUAUAUUUAUUAUUAUUAUUACUAAUAGGAUAAUUCUCAUUAGGGUUAGUAGUCAUUUAAUAGAAUUAGGUUUAUUGUUAGGGUUUUCCACUAUUUCCUAUAUAUAUGUACUUUGGGCUUUCAUUGAGAAUCAAUAAGAAGCAUAUUAAGAAAAUCCCUAAAUCCUAUUCUCUCCCAUAUUCUCUCAAUUCCUCUUCUUCCCUAAUCCGGCUGCCGGCCAUUCUUUCUCGUUCUUCCCCAAAUUCUACUUCUUAAUCCCUAGUUCUAUUCUUCA